This is a messenger RNA of Loxodonta africana (African savanna elephant), 1199 nucleotides long. Its product is annotated as putative olfactory receptor 1F12P. Gene Ontology annotation, molecular function: G protein-coupled receptor activity; olfactory receptor activity. Gene Ontology annotation, biological process: G protein-coupled receptor signaling pathway. Gene Ontology annotation, cellular component: plasma membrane. Bases 242 to 1183 code for a protein of 313 amino acids. The record is from RefSeq and is a predicted model, not a curated record. The transcript has a single exon. NCBI's taxonomy places the organism in Eukaryota, Metazoa, Chordata, Mammalia, Proboscidea, Elephantidae.
GGUCAGAUUCCAGAAAAGAAAUAUAUAUGGAAAGACAACUGAUGGGGUGAUGGGGUAAAAAGAUACACUUGAGGUUCAGUAAGGUUGGGAGAAAGUAUCACAGAGGAGGUAGGACAGCCUAAAGAGAAAGUAUCCAGUAAGUGAAACUAGAAUACCUGAGCACAUAAAAAAUAUUAAGGGAAAAUUUUGUUCUGACAAAAAUAUUUAAUCCUCUGGGUUCUCAUGUAGAUACAUACAAGAAAUGGAAAAUGGAAACCAAACUAGUGUCUCCGAAUUUCUCCUCCUGUGCUUCUCCAGUUGGCCAGGGCACCAGGUGCUCCUCUUUUCACUUUUCCUGUGUCUGUACCUAACAGGACUGUUGGGGAACUUGCUCAUCUUGAUGGCUAUUGCCUCAGACCAUCACCUGCACACACCUAUGUAUUUUUUCCUUGCCAAUCUAUCCUUGGUAGACCUCUGUCUUUCCUCAACUACAGUUCCCAAGAUGCUGCUGAACAUCCAAACACAGACUCAGUCCAUCUCCUAUCCUGCCUGCCUGGCUCAGAUGUACUUCAGUAUAAUGUUUGCCAAUAUGGACAAUUUUCUGCUCACGGUGAUGGCAUAUGACCGUUAUGUGGCCAUCUGUCACCCUUUGCUUUACUCUACUAUUAUGACCCAGAGCCUCUGUGCCUGCCUGGUGGCUGUUUCCUGGGUCAUUGCCAUCUUCAACCCCCUCUUGCACACCCUUAUGAUGGCCCAUCUGCACUUCUGCUCUGACAAUGUCAUCCACCAUUUCUUCUGUGAUAUCAACUCUCUCCUCUCUCUAGCCUGUUCUGACACCAGCCUUAAUCAGCUGAUGGUUCUGGCUGUGGUGGGGCUGAUCUUUGUGGUACCUUCAGGGUGUAUCCUGGCAACCUAUGCCCACAUCAUUUCUGCUGUGAUGAAAAUCCCUUCUGCCCAAGGAAAACUCAAGGCUUUCUCCAUCUGUGGAUCCCACCUUACCUUGGUCAUUUUUUUCUAUGGAGCAAUCACAGGGAUCUAUAUGAGUCCUUCAUCCAACCACUCAACUGAAAAAGACUCAGCAGCAUCAGUGAUUGUCAUGGUGGUAAUCCCUGUAGUGAACCCCUUCAUUUACAGUCUAAGAAACAGUGAGCUGAAAGGGGCUUUAAAGAAGACCCUAAGCCAGAGCAAAAUCCUCUCCCAGUGAUUUGUACUGGCUGGGG